AUGAUGAAAGUUGAACGUCUUGGUACACCGAAUUUCGAUAAUAUGCUCUGCCAGCUUGCAAGCAGACAGCCUGGAACCAAGUUUCCCCUCGAUGGUUAUGAUAUAACCAUGGUCCCCGAUGAAACUCUGAUAGAACUCUUUAAAACGGCACCAUUGCUCCACGAUUACCAGGGAACACGCAUCGUGCGCCUCUCCCACACGCUUGUUCUCAAAGGGGGAGAACUUACGCGACCAUGUGAAGCAGAGAUCAUGCAGUUAGUUGAGGCGGAAACGUCAAUCCCGGUCCCUAAAGUUCAUCGAGUCCUCAAUACCAAGACACAAAACACCUUUUUCGGAUGCCAAUGUUACUUCGUCAUGGAUUUCAUUGAGAGCGACACUGUUCAGGAUUGCUGGGAGGGCUUGAGCCAGAAUCAGCGUGAAGAUAUUAUUUCCCAGGUGGCUUCUAUGUUUCUUGCUUUGCAGUCAGCUGAGGUACCCCAACAGCCAGGACCGGUAGCCUGUCAACUUUGCAAGGCCAAAGGGUGCUGGUUUAGUGAUAUAGGAGGGGGCCCAUUCAGGGAUAUUACAGCAAUGGAGGCUUGGUUUAACCGCAAACUUGAGAUUUGCCAAAGUUUCAAGCAAGCUCCAGAUACUGUUCCACUGUUCUCUAUUAACAAGCUGGUUCUUACACAUCAAGAUAUCGCACCCCGGAAUUUGAUACUAGAUCCCAAGGGUAAGGUAUGGCUGAUUGACUGGGGCGAUGCUGGGAUUUAUCCUGAAGGGUUUGAAUAUGCAGCAUUGGCUGUAAGAAGGUGGACCGCAGUUUUGUUUACAGAUAUGUUGUUUGAACGGAUCCCUAAAUAUCCGAUAGAGUGGCAAUUGUCACAGAUUAUGUAUGCAUUGACAACUGGGUAG
This is a messenger RNA of Microsporum canis CBS 113480, 894 nucleotides long. RefSeq lists its product as hypothetical. The record is from RefSeq and is a predicted model, not a curated record. Lineage: Eukaryota; Fungi; Ascomycota; Eurotiomycetes; Onygenales; Arthrodermataceae. The coding region runs from base 1 to 894 and encodes 297 amino acids. Gene Ontology annotation, biological process: protein phosphorylation. The transcript has 2 exons. Gene Ontology annotation, molecular function: ATP binding; protein kinase activity.